Molecule: messenger RNA, 1353 nt
Organism: Notodromas monacha
Lineage: Eukaryota; Metazoa; Arthropoda; Ostracoda; Podocopida; Cyprididae
Source: the annotation of a GenBank genome assembly
AUGUCGAAUGAAUUUGAAAUUGACGUUUUUGCCGAAAACUUUCUUGGCACCAUCGUUGGCAACAUCCUCGUCUGCAUUGCUGUGUGUCUAGUCCGCAAACUGCGCAAACCAUCCAACUACCUCCUGGUGUCACUGGCAGUGUCGGACCUUUGCGUUGCUGUGCUCGUCAUGCCCAUGGCGGCUGUGUAUGAACUCAGUGGCGCCUGGCCCCUGGGGCGCAUCCUGUGCGACAUGUGGGUCGCCCUGGACGUGCUCGCGUGUGCGGCGUCCAUUCUGAACUUGUGCAUGAUCAGCGUGGAUCGGUAUUUUGCCAUCACGAAGCCGUUGGAGUACGGGGUGAAACGGACGCCCAAAAGGAUGCUUGUUUACAUUGCGGUGGUGUGGCUCGGGGCGGCCGCCAUUUCCAUUCCGCCGCCGGUCAUCUUGGGGAAUGAGCACGGUACUGCGGAGAGGAACGAAUGCGUGGUGUGCCAAAACUUUUGGUAUCAGAUUCUGGCAACCUUGGGGUCUUUCUACAUCCCACUGAUCGUGAUGAUGGUGGUUUACUCUCGGAUAUUCAAAGCGGCCAAACGCAUCACCAACGAAGAAAAGCGAUCGCAAAUUUACAUGAAGGACCGGAAAUCCUUGGCGGACUCGUCCGCUCACCCGCUCCAUCAUCAGCAUCAGCAGCAACUCAUCACACCGGCAAGGAACGGCUCUGUGAGACGCGCCUCGCUCUGUGUCGUUCAUUCGGACUCCGAGGAAGAAUCCCGGCGUUGUUCCGACAGCAGCGGGAAAUUGUUCGGCGUCGGAACGAAGACCUUCAUGCCUGUCUUGCAUUCUGGCGGAUCUGCUGGGGCCACGAACAAAGUGAAGCUGUUUCUGAGUUCCGAGCGGAAGGCCUCGGCGACACUGGGCAUCAUCAUGAGCGCCUUCGUCAUCUGCUGGCUUCCGUUUUUCGUGCUGGCCGUCGUGCGUCCGUUCGCACCGGAAGACGCCAUUCCACACGCACUCACCAGCUUCUUCCUCUGGCUGGGCUAUGCCAACUCCUUCCUCAACCCGGUCAUCUAUGCCACGCUCAACAAGGACUUCCGGACUCCGUUCCGGGAGAUCCUUUGUUUCCGCUGUCGCUCUCUGCAGUGCCACAAAAAUCUGCAAAAAAAGUCUGACUUAGCCGCAGAAGGGUUAACAGCCGCCUUCACAGCUGCCAUUUGGCUGCAAAGGCGGCUGUUGAUGAGCCACCAUUCGGCUGUGAAGGUGGUUGUCAAUGAAAAUGACGGAAUUGCCAUGGAAGAGGAAGACCUGGAGGCAAUCCUUGGAAUUACUCCGGCUGUUGAUGAGCCGGCAUUUGGCUGUGAGGGCGGCUGUCAAUGA